Molecule: messenger RNA, 2937 nt
Organism: Paramecium tetraurelia
Lineage: Eukaryota; Ciliophora; Oligohymenophorea; Peniculida; Parameciidae
Exons: 2
Source: RefSeq, a predicted model, not a curated record
AUGAUAGAUUUCUUAUAAGGAUAUUAUUCUUUAGAAAAUAAAGCAUUAAGCCAAUCAGCAUUAAUUGAUAUACAGAUAGCUGAAUAAUUUGAAAUAGACUAAUCGGAUUAAAAACACUUACCUUUUGGAAUUUGGUCAAAAUAUAAUCCCUUAGGUCAUGCCAGUUUGAAGGAUGCUUAUGGCCUAUUCGACAGCAACUGUUUUUAAAUAAUAAACUCUGUUGAUUAUGCAACUUAAAGUUUAAAUUUUAUAUAAUAUGAUUGCGUCUAUGAUACCACUAAAGAGAUCAAAAAAUUCAUCUAAAUUGGAUUUAGCUAGACUGAAUAGUUUAUAUUUUCAUUAACUAUAGAACCCUCUGAAUAUGAAGAUAUUUGGUAUUUUUUUUCCAUUAUAACAAAUAUUUCGAAAAACAGAGUAGAAUUAGCAAUUUCCUCCUAGCUAAAUGAGAUCUUUAAGGAAACUCUUGAACUUAUAUUGCCUAAUAGAGACUAAAAAUUAUUAUUUACUUUUGGUGGGAGUUUAAAAGUAGAGAAUUCAAAUAUUGUAUUAAUUGAGUAAGGAAGAAUAUUCUCACUUUAUCCUGGUUAAUUAAUUGUAUAUAACUUUGAGAUGAAGAGAAUAUCAAUAGAUUUUGAUUUUUGGUUUGAAAUUACUUAAUUUUAUUAGGAAAUAUAAAAUUGUGAAUGUGUAACAGAUUUAAAUAUGAGCGAUGUUCAUUUACUUUUUCUAGAUCUAUAGACAAAUACUUUAUAAAAUGUAAAUUGCAAUUCAUACACUCUGGCUGGAUGGCUAAGGAUAUCAUAAAUUUAUUAAUCUUCUGAACAAUUAAUUUAUUAGUUCUUGAAAAUAAAUACAAACGUUGAGGGAGGGGAAAAUGAAAAUUUAGCCACUUUUCAGCUUAGCUAUCACAUUUCUUCAAUUCAAAAUAAAAUAAUAAUUACAACAUAUAAAUACGAUUUUCCUUCUGUUACUUAAGACUUUUCAGAUGAUCCAUUUUUAAUUAAAAGAGAAUUAAUAAUUUAUAAUACUAUUACUUCAUGGCAAUAUAUACACAUAAAUUUGCAUGAAAGUGUCUUAGAUUUCUCUAUCAUAUUUUAUGAAGUUUCAAAUACUCAAUCAUAUAAAACCAUAUUUGAUGUUAAGUAAUUCCAUAAUUAAUAAUUGAAAAUUACUUAUGGAAAUAUUUAAUAAACAAAAUUAGAUUAUUUAGAUGUGAUUGUAAGACGUUUGCUAUUUAGCAACUGCAUGCAAGAUUUAAAAUGGCAAAAAUGUCAUUAGAGCUGUAAAGAAUGUGAUGGACCCACUAAAUAUGAUUGUUUAAGUUGUUCUGAGGAAUCGAAAAGAAUAUAUAUUCCAGAAUUUAAACAAUGCGAUUGUCAAUAUGGUACCAUUGAUGACAACAACACAUGCAUUGAUUAUAUGGACUAAUAUCUAUAUUUAAAUCUUUAGUUAAAUGUCAAACAAAGAAAAACCUUAAACUGUAAAAUGGGAUACUUUGAAUUAGAUGGAGAUUGUAUUAAAUGCCCUUUAAGAAUCUAUAGUGAUUUCUUAAUUUGCCUUGAAUGCUUUAGCAAUCCAGAUGAAUGGUUUCUACAACCAUAUUGCAGUGAAAAUUUAGAAUUUACUAAAGUAUCAGGUAAAUAUGAAAGACCGAGCGCCUAGAAUUUUUACUUACAUGAUUCUUCUGACUUAAUCUCAACUAAUAUUCCUUGGUAUGAGUUUAAAAGAUAUAGUAUUUAAAAUGAGCUACUUCUUUAUGAGCGAUUUUUAAUGAGCUCAUAGAUUUUUUUUUCUUUUUGUAAUUCAUAUCAAUAGCAAUCUACUAGGUAUGAUGAACAUUAAUGCUAUGCUUGCAAUAUUUAUUUUUGUGAAAGUUGCGGAUUAACUAUAAAUAAUGGUUUUUUUUGUUUAAAAUGUAAUUAUCAAGGAGAACUUUUUAAUGGUACAUGUACCCAUUAUGAAAAGUUUAAUUAUACAUCAUGUUAGCCUCCAUAUUAUGCAUCAUUUUCGAAAAAGUGUGAGCUAUGCCCAAUAGAAAAUUGUCUAUAUUGUUUUGAAUAUUUCGAUGAUGGUUAAUUCUUAAUGAGUAUUGAAAUAUCAAAUAUCUAUCAAUAUCCACAGAAAGCAUACAUUGGUUGUUUGUUAUGUGAAAAAGAUUAUAAUUUUAAUUUCUACCAUAAAAGAUGUAUAAAGAAGGCUCCUUCUAUAAAGAAUUGUGUAACAUCGGUCACAAAAAUAUCAAAUAUAGAAAUAUGUUUAACAUCUAGUUUAGAUCAUUUUCAAGUUUCAAGAGAGAUUAAUCGUUGUAGUUCAUUAUUAUCGUAUUGUUCUGUGUGUUUUAUUGAUUACAAUAACAAAAUAACAUGCUUGAGAUGUGAAUCUGGUUAUGUGCUAUUUGGUGGAUUCUGUUAUUAUGGUGAAGAAGAAAGCGCUUAUUUUUUAAAUGAAUAUUGGAAUUUGAAAGUGAAAAGUUUUUUGAUUAACUUUUAUUAAUAUUAUGAUAAUGUUAAGCCUCCAAAAUUACAUCCAUGUGGUGGUUAUUGUGAAAGGUGCAUAUAUUUAUUAGGAGAGUAUUAAUGUGAAGAAUGUUAUUUCUAUCCAAAAAAAGAUGAGGAUGAUUAUUUAAGGAGUUACAUGUGUAAAUGUUGUUAACCAUAUUGUUUGAUUUGUCAGAGACGAACUGAAAGAGAAAUCUCAGUAAAUAUAAGAGAUUAUAAAUAGGUUAUAGCACCCUUCCUUUCAACGACAUAUUACAAUACGCUAUAUACAAAUGAAUGUCUAUACCCUAUUCUAGGUCCUAAUAUAUUUUACGACCUUACUUAAGAACUACUUAGUAUUGUUUGGAAGGGAUUCAAAAUGAGUUACAUACGAACUCUUAAAAUGAUGUGGUUUGAUAGAUUCCAAAGAUUUCAUGAUAAGGAUUCGAUAGAUUUUUGA